AUCAUCGAGAAAGUUUACAACUGGUCGACAUAUUGAUCCACGUGUAUCCGGCGUGAUUUACACUUCCGUCACUGACUGUCUCUAUAAACAAAACUCUCCGUGUUAUUUCUUCGGUUGCCAUGAACCCACCGAAGAGGCUCCGCACCGGGGGAGGUGGAGGAGCAGAGACACCGGGAGGAGAGCGUGAGGAGGCGGGGAGAGAAGUGGAUGUGAGUAUUGUCAUGCCAGUGUACAAUGCAUCCUGCUGGCUGGAUGAAUGUCUUCAGGCCGUAUCAGAGCAAGACUUCACUGGAUCCAUGGAGCUGUCUGUCUAUGAUGACGCAAGCACUGAUGACUCCAGGAAAGUGGUGGAGGGUUGGAGGAAAAGCCUGGAGACGAGAGGCAUCUCAGUGGUUAUCGCUGGUCACAACUCUGCUCAGCCAAAAGGAGUGGGAUAUGCAAAGAAUAAGGCAAUAUCUCAGAGCUGUGGGAAAAACUUGUGCUUUCAGGAUGCGGAUGACGUCAUGUUGCCUCACAGAGUUCGUCUGCAGUACGAAGCUUCUCUCCUCCAUCCAAACGCUCUGCUUGGCUGUAGAGUUCAGAGGCUUCCAGAGGGAUCUACAGAGCGUUACACUCGCUGGAUCAACACUAUCACUCAGGAGCAGCUCAUGACACAGAUGUUCACAUCUCAUGGCCCCACCGUUGUCAUGCCGACAUGGUUCUGCUCAAGGAACUGGUUCCUGAAGGUCGGACCAUUUGACGAGGGAGGCAAGGGAGUCCCAGAGGAUCUGCUCUUCUUCUACCAGAGUCUUCGUCAGGGAGGGGAUCUGUUCAGGGUCAACCAGUGCCUGCUGGUGUACCGUUACCACGAGAAAGCCGCCACACACUCAGUAACAGAGGAAACCAUUUGGAAGCUGCGAGUGGACUUCCUGCAGGAGAGAGUUCUCAGCCAAUGGAACAGCUUCACCAUAUGGAACGCUGGGAAACAGGGCCGAAAGCUGUACCGAUGCCUGAGUCCGGCUAAUCGGAAGAAAGUCAAAGCUUUCUGUGAUGUGGACGAGAACAAGAUCCAGAAAGGGUUUUACACAUACGAAGAAUCCAAGGAAAUACCGAAGCCAAAAAUCCCAAUUGUGCACUACCAAGCUGCCUCCGGCCCCUUCAUCGUCUGUGUUAAACUGGACAUGACGGGAGGUGUGUUGGAGGAGAACCUUAACUCUCUGCAGCUGAAGGAAGGAACAGAUUAUUACCACUUCAACUGACGAUGGAGAAGACAAGAGGAAAGCAGAGACUUGGAUUAAUUCCAACACACACACAAACAGAGAGACAGGGAGGUAAUAACACAGUGAACAGAGAUACUCCGUCUUUCUUACACCUGAAACACAGCACAGUUACGCAGAGAACCUUUAGGGAAGAGUUUGACAUUUUGAGGUAAUUGCUCACUCUUACUGAGUUAGAUGAUUGAAGAUUGAUGCCACUCUCAUAUCUGACUCAUUAAAUCUGAAGCUAUGGCCAAGACAAGCUCCGCUCAAAGACUGGAAAGCUAGACUGGCUCUCUCCACCUCUGAAGCUCACCACAUAAUAUAUUGUACCCUUUUGUAAUUAUUUACAAAUGCAUCAAUUUACAUUUUAGUAAAGUUAUACAAUAUGCCCAACUUGUGGGUCUCCACUCAUCAUCACCAAUAUCUGUAAAAACGUUUUCAUUUGAGGGGAAAAUUGAAAAGUCGCAAAAACAGAAAACAGUGGGAAAGAGACAAAUUGUGUCAUAUUUGAAUCAUGUGACCCACCGAAGCUGUAAAAAAUUAGCCAUUAGACCCGUGUGAACAGAUAACACAGACUGUAACACAUUAUACAUGAAUCAAAAGGAAACAUUUUUACUUCAUGUUUUCUAAAUCAUUUUUUUCUCAAUACAGCAGCCCCUAAGUAGUGGCUGUAAAUACACAUUUAGUUGCAUUUUCAUAAAAUUUCCUCAUGAUUUAUUUAAAAUAUCGGCCUCAUUCAGAUGGAGCUGAAUUAUGUCUUCUUUUGGUUCUUGUGUGAUCAACGCUUAUUCAAAAAAUGUUGAACUAUUGCUUUUAAAGCUUGAAAAUGUGUGUUACAGGUGAAAGAAGUAAGCAUAACUUGAAGUGGAGAUACUGAGUGAUGUUUCGAUAAUUGAUUUACUUAAGAGCAAAUGUAUGGAAGUCUAUAUUUUACUUAUCAGAGGACAGAUAUUUAUUGAGGAUUAACGGUGUU
Paralichthys olivaceus (Japanese flounder) is the source of this 2211-nucleotide messenger RNA. RefSeq names its product UDP-GlcNAc:betaGal beta-1,3-N-acetylglucosaminyltransferase-like 1 (gene b3gntl1). NCBI's taxonomy places the organism in Eukaryota, Metazoa, Chordata, Actinopteri, Pleuronectiformes, Paralichthyidae. The record is from RefSeq and is a predicted model, not a curated record.